Saccharomycopsis crataegensis is the source of this 906-nucleotide messenger RNA. RefSeq names its product substrate-binding domain-containing protein. Bases 1 to 906 code for a protein of 301 amino acids. NCBI's taxonomy places the organism in Eukaryota, Fungi, Ascomycota, Saccharomycetes, Ascoideales, Saccharomycopsidaceae. The transcript has a single exon. The record is from RefSeq and is a predicted model, not a curated record.
AUGGCUGCCACCACGGUCCUCAAGGUUGGGUUUGUUCCUGAACAUUUUUCCACCCCACUUCAAUUUGCCCAAAUUUACCAAAUGUAUGAAAAACAUGGGGUCAAGGUCGAAUUGAUCCCGUACCUUGCGGGCUCGGGACAUCUUAUUCAAUCUUUAGGAGAUGGAUCAAUUGACAUUGCCGUAGGGCUUACCGAGGCUUUCAUCCGAGGCAUUGCCAAUGGAGAAGAAAGUUAUCGUUUGGUAGGGACCUACGUUGAUUCGCCACUUCGUUGGGCCGUGAGCUCGGGAGCUUCGAGAAGUGAUAUUAUCAAAGUCAGUGAUCUUCAGAAUAAGCGGAUCGGGGUGAGUCGUAUUGGAUCAGGGUCGUACGUGAUGAGUUUUGUUUUGGGAUUACAACAAGAAUUCAAGGCGCCAUUUUAUGAAAAAUUCCCGAUAUGUUCGACUUUCAAGAACUUGAGGGACUCUGUGAAUUUGAAAUCUGAGGAUCCUUCAAUGAACAGUGAUGCGUUCAUGUGGGAGUAUUUCACCAGUAAGAAGUAUUAUGAUUCAGGGGAGAUCAAGAUGAUUGGAGAAAUCUACACUCCUUGGCCAUCAUGGGUGAUCAAUGCCCGUACUGGGGUUGAUCAAGGCGCCAUUGACCAGUUUAUGAACGCCGUUAAUGAAGGGGUUGAGUAUUUCAACCAACAUCCCCAAGAAGCCAUUAAGUGGAUUUAUACCAAUUUGGACUAUUCUGAAGAAGACGCUUCCGAAUGGAUCAAGACAGUCAGUUUCAGCAAGGACGUGACGGUGAUUGAUUGGGAUAAAGUGGUGGUGAACACCAAGAAAGUGUUGCAAACUGCCGAGGUAUUGAAGGAUGAUGAUGAGGUCAUUGAGUCAAGAUUGAUGAAAUUCGUAGUUAAGAAGUAG